Molecule: messenger RNA, 818 nt
Organism: Telopea speciosissima
Lineage: Eukaryota; Viridiplantae; Streptophyta; Magnoliopsida; Proteales; Proteaceae
Product: ATP synthase delta chain, chloroplastic-like
Exons: 1
Coding region: 18-785 (255 amino acids)
Biological process (GO): photosynthetic electron transport in photosystem II; proton motive force-driven ATP synthesis; photosynthetic electron transport in photosystem I
Cellular component (GO): chloroplast thylakoid membrane
Molecular function (GO): proton-transporting ATP synthase activity, rotational mechanism
Source: RefSeq, a predicted model, not a curated record
CUUCUCGCCGGGAAACCAUGGCGGCUCUGCAACAAUCUGCAAUCACGUUUCAAACCAAGUCCUCACCUGCAACACGAGUCUCCGGUAAGCUUCUAGCUCCUAAGACCGUUCGAUUAUCGUUCCGGCAGCAUCUCAUCCCUCAGAAUCCCAAAACUCGCUACGAAACUGUCGGCAAAACCAGAACUGGGGGAGGAGGUGGCGGCGCUGCCGGCACAAAGAUGGCGGACUCCGCGUCUGCAUGCUACGCCACCGCCCUUGCGGAUGUCGCGAAAUCAAACCAAACCUUAGAGGCUACCAACGCAGACCUCGAUAAGAUCGAGAAGAUCUUCAACGAACCUCUGGUGUACAACUACUUCGUUAACCCGACGAUUGGCGAGGAAAAGAAACGGGAGAUUGUCGAUGAUAUUGUGAAGACGUCGAGUCUGCAACCACACGUGGCAUAUUUCUUGAACAUUCUGGUGGACAUGAAGCGGAUUGAGCUGAUCAAGGAAAUAGUGAAGGAAUUUGAGAUACUGUACAACAAGAUUACUGAUACGGAGCUGGCGGUGGUGACUUCGGUGGUGAAGUUGGAGUCGCAGCACUUGGCGCAGAUUGCAAAGGGGGUGCAGAGACUAACGGGAGCGAAGAACGUAAGGAUCAAGACCGAGCUCGAUCCCUCGCUCAUUGCAGGGUUCACUAUCAAAUAUGGAAGUUUAGGAUCUAAGCUCAUCGACAUGAGUAUGAAGAAACAGCUCGCAGAUAUCACUACUCAGCUUGAUUUCAGCGACAUCACCAUCCCUGUUUAGAAAUCUCUAUAGAUAAGGUUUAGGAUUCAAAAU